This is a messenger RNA of Rana temporaria (common frog), 4801 nucleotides long. RefSeq names its product centrosomal protein 63 (gene CEP63). Lineage: Eukaryota; Metazoa; Chordata; Amphibia; Anura; Ranidae. The transcript has 14 exons. The record is from RefSeq and is a predicted model, not a curated record. Gene Ontology annotation, biological process: de novo centriole assembly involved in multi-ciliated epithelial cell differentiation; centriole replication. The coding region runs from base 151 to 2106 and encodes 651 amino acids. Gene Ontology annotation, cellular component: centriole.
GUGAGGCUUGGUUCUUUGAAUGUGAAAGUGAGGCUUGGUUCAUGUAAGGGUUUGCAGAGCAGUGUGAAGAUGUAUGCUGACCGAUAGAAAUAGAGUCUGACUCUGGAUACAGGUUUAUGGGUAUUGGUUCUGGAACGUUAUCGCUCCAUAAUGGAAGCUUUGUUGGAAGGAAUCCAAAAAAAAGGAAAGACAGGAACACUUUACAGUUCCUGUGAAGCAGAGUUGCAAGAACUGAUGAAACAGAUUGACAUCAUGUUGGAUCAUAAGAAGGCAGAGUGGGAAGCCCAUACUGAGACACUCAAUACGCUUUUACAACUCCGAGAGCAGGAGUUAAAUACCUCCAGAGCUCGAGAAGAAAGACUGAGCCAGGAGAUCAAGUCUCUAAGAAAACAACUGGCAGAGCAAGAGGAGAGCAAUCUCAAGAAGACGGCAGAGUAUGAAUCUCAACUGUCACAGUUUCAGGAAGAGCUCAAUAAAUUGAAAAGAUCUUAUGAAAAGGUUCAGAGACGACACCACAGGCUGGAGGUGAAAGGCAAAGCGGAAGAAGAGAAGUCAGAGGUUGGCCGUCUGACAAGAAGACUGGAGGAAUUCCGCCAGAGGUCUCUGGACUGGGAGAAGCAGCGUCUCCUGUAUCAGCAACAGUUGACAGGAUUGGAAGCUCAGCGCAGGACACUUGCAGAACAGGCUGAAAUAUACCAGCAGCAAUCCCAAAGCCGUAAGCAGAUGCUGGAGCAAACAAGCUUGGCUGGUCGAUCAGAAAUGCAGCUUCUCGGUGGUCAGCUGGAACGUGCUAAUGAUACUCUCUGUGCCAAAGAAGGGGAAGUAGAGAGUCUGAAGCUGCAGCUAGAGUCCUUAACUUCUGGGCAGGAGAGAACAGAGCGUGAGCUUGAGCAGGCUCGGCACACCAUUAGGGUUCUCCAGGAGGAGAAAGCUGAGCUGAGGGCGACCAUACAAUCUCAGACUGACUUCUUGCAGGGGUCUAAAGCACAGAAGGAAGAUCUUCACAGAGAGGUGUGCCGGGUGAAUGAGACGCUGAGAGAAAGGGAGAGCAGCAUCAGAUCAUUAGAAGAAAGAUUAAGAGGAACCCGGCUCUCUGAUGGGUGUACAGAGGUGGAUGUUCUGCGCGCUCAGCUGUCCGUUAGCCAUUUAAAUGAGCAGAGGUUACAAGAUGAAGUGACCCGGCUAGAAAGUCAGAUUGGGUCAGUGACAGUCCAAUGCCAGCAGCUUGCUAAAGAGAUUAAGAAGAAGGCUGAAUCAGGGCAGCUGUUAGAAGAAGAGCACACAAAAUGCUGGACAGAAAUUAAGAAGUUAAAGAGCCAGCUCUCCCAGGCUGAACUGUCAUACAGCAGUGUUCUUGAUGGGAUGAAGAAGGAGAUCUCUCAGCUGACACAAGAACUACACCAGAGGGACAUGGGCAUUGCCUCCUCCAGCAUUACAGCCAAAGAAUGGGAAAGGAGAGUGCAAGGUGAAAGAGUCAGAGCUGAAAGAGAAGCAUCACAGCACAAGGUUUCCCUGGCAGCUUUGGAAAACGUAAGAAAGGAGAACCAGAAACUAAAAGAAAUGCUUGAAAAUCAAGAGCCAGAUGUCCUGCUGGCUUUGGAAAAUCUUGAGUGUGAGAACCAGAGACUAAAGCAAGAAUUGUCCCAGGCUCGGGGGGAUAUGGAGCUUGUUGGGCAGACACGAGAGUCUGAUAUCCAGACUGCAGUGGAUAGGAGAUCCCAGGAACUGCUGGGCAAACAUGAGGCAGAGCUGACUGCACUUAAUGAGCGGUUGCAUAAGGUCUCUAAGCAGUAUGAGGAGGUCCUGUGUGCUCUCCAUUCUCAACGGGAAGCCGCCUCUGUUCUGAAAGGUUUAAGUAGGACAAGUUCUCUGGAAUCGGUGUCGUCUGAGCACAGCCAAGCAGAUGUCCGUGUUAUAAGUGAGGACUCUAACCAGGAAUCGCAGCUCCCAAUGCCGCCGUCAUCCCCAGCCAGUACAAUAGCUGCACGGUUCCUCCAGGAGGAGGAGCUGCUAUCACAGGAUCUUAUUCAAAAACUAGAUUCUCACAUUGAGGAGCUGAAACAAGAAAGUCGCCGCACAGUGCAGCAUUUCACAGACGCCAGGUAACACGGGUGGGUUUCUGCUGUCUGUGCAAAGGCCACGAAGGACAUUGGAGUCUGUCUUAUCUACCAGAUGUCACUGGUUGGUCUUCUACUCACCUUACCUGCUUUACCUCAGUUUGUGUGUUCUUAAGUGUUCUAGACUAUGUAUAUAAGCCAUGUGUUCUUUAUAUACUCUUGUACAAAACAUACAAAUCUUUGUGUGGUGAAUUCAAUCUUUACAGUACAUGGUUUCUGCUUGUGUAAUAUUUCUAUGUAGAUAUUUUGGUGAUAUAGUGAAUGUGAAGAACUUAUUACUGCCAUAUGUCAUGUAUGUACUAUUCUAAUAAGAGACUUUGAAGCGAUAACAAAUGUUUCCCUGCAAGAGGGAAGGUAGUAUACACACCUCUACAGUGGCCUGUGGCCUUCAUCACUCUCCUGGGUAUUCAAUGCUUUUGAGAGUAUUUGAUGCCUUUUGCCCAAUGAUAGCACCUUCCUCUGACCCAAUGUCAUUGCUAAGUCCUGCAGUGACAUAGGAGUCAGAAGAAGGUACUAACAUGGUGGAAGACACAGGUAUCCAACACUUUAGUAAGCAAUGAAUAACAAAGGGACUGAUGGAGGCUGAAACAGAGGGGAGGGUCGGACACAUGCUUAUGGAGAGGUGAGUAUAAUAUAUAUUUUCUGGCAACAGGAUAUUGCACUUUCUUUGUUGCUUCUGGUUCAGUUUAAGCUCACCUUGUAGCUUGAUUUGUUUAUCUGGCCUAAAGCAGAGUUCAUAGGAAUUCAACUUCUACUUUACUGGAGACUAAUGAGAGAUUUCAGAUGUUUAUAAUAAAUUGGUAGGCACCAUUGCAGUUGAUCCUGGUUCAGCCUUUGCCGCAGAUUUGUCUUUUUUUUUAUUUAUUUAUUUUAGAAACUUUUAGCUUAAUCUUUUAAUAAAAAAGAGUACAUGACAUGGCAACCCAUCACCAACAGCCAGAUUUAAGCCUUGCUAAAUUAAAGGUGCUCGGAACAAUGCAUAAAGCGCAUGUCAAAAUAAUGGAAAUGGUGGACCCUUACCCUUUUCCUAUACUUGCUUUUGACAUUGUUUACAUCUCUGUUGCUAUUCAGUCAACAGCCAGGUACCUUAGUCACCAUAGGUGUUUGGCUCUGGGGGGGGGGGGUUAAUAAACACGUUGGCUUAUAUGAUUAUUAAUUGGUAUCUGUGGGUUACAUCACUUUGCAAAUUGCUCUUCUGCCUUAGUAAAGAGACACUGUCACCUUCCAUAUACAGUUCAAUGUCGCAAUGUCUUUGCAAAGCCCCUCCCCAGGGAUCCACUGAUACUCCAUGUCCCUGCCUUUGCUUCCAUUUUCAUAGUGGGCACCAACAUCUCCAGUGUCAGCUGGUGGCAGACGCUAAAGAGAGCAGUUACAUCACUCCUUUUAUGUGACGGUGCUCAAGCCUAACGAUCUGCUGCUGGAUCACUAAACCUUCCUAUCCUCUACAGCCAAGGAAGCGGCCAUCUUUGCCUCUGUCUGAUCUACAGUUGCUAAGGUGCUGCACCUGUGAUCAACUAUGAUAACAUAUAUUUGAUGUCUUGAUAGUUGGGUUUAGAGCUGGCAUAAGCACAGUAGCAAUUGUAAUAUACUUUUAAUGUAAUUGUUUUUGGAAACAUUUUAAUUGGUUGGUUUAGUUCUAUUUUAACGGAACAAUCUGAAGAUGGAAUCUGAUUCGUUACUAUGCACAGCUGCUCCAGAUUCUGUAUGCUCUACUUUUAGUACAUUAUUCCUAUUGGGUGUGUUUUUAAUCCAGUAGCAGUAUCUAGUAAUUUCUGUAUUUUUUAAAUAUGGUAAAUUGAGGCUAUUUAUUGCUAGAUAAUUUAUACACUGACCUGUUCAACAAGACAAAGAGCAGUGCAAAAGUACUGUAAUCUUUACUUAGCAAUUCCAGUUACCUGAAAUUAGAUCAUUGAGUCAUUGCUUGUUUGCUAUGGGGUCCUGCAGUUUUUAGACUGCUUUUUGAAUGCUAAGUAAGUAAAUCCCAUAUACCACUCCUGCUUUUGCCAUCUAAAUUUGAAUAUUGACCUAUCGCAUCAAAUGUAAACAACGUCGCUUUCUCACAUCUUAUUGGUGUCCUCUGACAUUUGUGAGUUUGCAUUAAGCCAAGCCUGUAGAGAACAGUGGCUGAGCUGGAGGCAUCAAUGACUGGCCUAUGUGGGAUCGACCAGUCCAUGCACAGAAAAUUCACAGGAACCUGAAGGAUGUAAACAUGACUAAGCUCCGAGGGGGGGGGGGGGGAAGAAACGCGUUGGGGGUGGCCUGCCUGUAGUCCAGGCUGAGGUUACCACUGACACAUUAAUCUUGGGGACAGCCAGCAUAGAUGUGCGGCUACUUUCUUAACCUUGCCUGAUUGCAGGAGCUUGGAUGAUCUCCCUCCCAUGCCAGCACUCCCAGCGGCGGAAGAUCAGCAUUUACACCUCGCUCCAGAGAACCCGAGCCGCACACAAAGCUAUGUCGGUCACACUGGGUUUUGAGAUGUUGGGUUUGUCUUUAUGUGAGGUCUGUGUUUUUUUUUUUUUUUUUUAGAUUUUAUGAUUGGGAAGGUGGGAGUACGCUAUAUCUUGUUUUAUUACUAUUUUUAUUUGAAUUUGAAUUGACUUUCUAAUACACUUUAACUGACUGCACGGUCACAUUCCUAAAAUGUAAAGAAAUAUUUUUAUACUUAAUAAAUUAUUUGAAUAUUA